AUGAAGAGCCCGGCCGUGAUGGGCGUCCUCUGCACCGACUCGCAGGGGCUCAACCUGGGCUGCCGAGGAACCCUCUCCGAUGAGCACGCCGGUGUCAUCUCCGUCCUGGCCCAGCAGGCAGCCAAGCUCACCUCCGACCCGACCGAUACGCCCGUGGUGUGCCUGGAGUCAGACAGCGGGAACAUCAUGAUCCAGAAGCACGACAGCAUCACCGUGGCAGUGCACAAGCUGGCAUCCUGA
This is a messenger RNA of Mesitornis unicolor (brown roatelo), 240 nucleotides long. RefSeq names its product late endosomal/lysosomal adaptor, MAPK and MTOR activator 5 (gene LAMTOR5). The transcript has 3 exons. Gene Ontology annotation, cellular component: cytoplasm; lysosome; Ragulator complex. Gene Ontology annotation, molecular function: guanyl-nucleotide exchange factor activity. Gene Ontology annotation, biological process: cellular response to amino acid stimulus; positive regulation of TORC1 signaling. The record is from RefSeq and is a predicted model, not a curated record. The coding region runs from base 1 to 240 and encodes 79 amino acids. Lineage: Eukaryota; Metazoa; Chordata; Aves; Mesitornithiformes; Mesitornithidae.